This is a messenger RNA of Ictidomys tridecemlineatus (thirteen-lined ground squirrel), 5010 nucleotides long. Lineage: Eukaryota; Metazoa; Chordata; Mammalia; Rodentia; Sciuridae. The record is from RefSeq and is a predicted model, not a curated record.
GUAUCUCACUCCCUGCUGGGUCUGAGGCUCCCAGGGGCCCCCUUCCUGGUCUGCAGGGACCUCCAGGACCAGCGCUCUUGUCCCACCUCUCCUGUGGGCACCCAGCAGGAGGGAGCAGCCUGCUGCUGAAUGCACAUCUACACAGCAGGACCCCAGGACCUAGCAGGAAGGUACUGCGCUCCGCCCCUGGGACUUCUCACAGACUGCUCUGCGAUGACCACAGCAAGGUACCGGCCCACCUGGGACCUGGCCCUCGACCCGCUGGUGUCCUGCAAGCUGUGUCUCGGGGAGUAUCCAGUGGAGCAGAUGACGACCAUCGCCCAGUGCCAGUGCAUCUUCUGUACCCUGUGCCUGAAACAGUAUGUUGAGCUCUUGAUCAAAGAAGGACUAGAGACUGCAAUUAGCUGCCCGGAUGCUGCCUGCCCCAAACAGGGUCGCCUGCAGGAGGACGAGAUUGAGUGCAUGGUCGCGGCUGAAAUUAUGCAAAGGUAUAAAAAGCUACAAUUUGAAAGAGAGGUGCUCUUCGAUCCAUGCCGGACAUGGUGCCCAGCAUCCUCCUGCCAGGCUGUGUGCCAGCUCCAGGACAUGGGACUACAGACCCCCCAGCUGGUGCAGUGCAAAGCAUGCGACAUGGAGUUCUGCUCCGCCUGCAGAGCCCGCUGGCACCCCGGGCAAGGCUGCCCAGAAACCAUGCCUAUCACCUUCCUCCCUGGAGAAACCAGCUCUGCUUUCAAGAUGGAAGGGGAUGACGCGCCCAUCAAGCGCUGCCCCAAGUGCAAAGUCUACAUCGAGCGAGACGAAGGGUGCGCCCAGAUGAUGUGCAAGAGUUGUAAGCACGCCUUCUGCUGGUACUGCCUGGAGUCCCUGGAUGAUGACUUCCUCCUGAUACACUAUGACAAGGGACCCUGCCGCAACAAGCUGGGCCACUCUCGGGCCUCUGUGAUCUGGCAUCGGACACAGGUCGUGGGCAUCUUUGCUGGCUUUGGGCUCCUGCUCUUGGUGGCCUCUCCAUUCCUGCUGCUGGCCACCCCGUUUGUACUCUGCUGCAAGUGCAAGUGCACUAAGGGGGACGACGACCCGUUACCCACCUAGAGGAAGCACGGUGCUGCCGAGACCCCGCCUCCGGGACGUGUAGCUCCCCACCCACCCCCAGCCCCCCACUAAACAUUUCUCUUGCCUUAUGUGCCCCAUUGAGCUUCACAGUGUCAGGCUGGAUGCCGUGAUUUCAGGGACCGAUGUCAAGGUGUUGCCCAGGCCCCGGGGUGUGGUCGCCUAGUCUUGGGGAAGGCAAGACAGGCCAGGGUUGGGCACGUCCCCACAGCAUCAGUCACUGCAGACCUGAGCGACAGUGUCGACAGAAGCACACCAGGCCUUUCCUCCCCGAGGCGUGGCGGUAGGCUAGGGACAUCUGGUGGGGGCUAAGAGACCUUCUCCUUCAAAAUGUUGUCCUCUCCUCCUUGGCUUCAAGAUGGCACCAUGUUGGGGGAGGCCGGAUCACAUCUGUCUUCAGACAGAAUUUAAUUAUUCCAACUUGAAAAAAGCACUCAGUUGGUGACAACUGUUUCUAUUACUAAUGGCAUUUAGCGAGGUCCUUUGUAGAAGGCUUUUCUUUUAUCCUAGCUGAGUAGUGAAAACCAACACGGUGCAUAUGAACCAUCCUCUGCCUUUCUUAAAAUGUGCAUUUUAAGAAGUUAUAGUGCAGCGACUUUUCUGGCUUGACCACUUUUCAGGAGACUUGGAAAGCCUUAUGCACUCUGUGUUUUUCUUGAAACUUGCUGUAAUAACUUUCUGAAUGCUGUAAGCUGUGUACUGUUAUAAACACAGUUCCUAUGUCGCUGCUUUCAUUGGAAAAUACUGACAUGUUUAAAGGAACGUCUCCACAAGAGUCACCUUUUGUUCCUUCUGCUAUGGGGAUUCAGGAUACCCACAGGGCUUGUUCCUUCUCACCCAGGUAGCGGCAAAUAGUUUUUAAUGUCUUCUAAACCAAUGGUUUACUAAGAAAUAGUUCCACUCAGAAUGACUAUGGUUUGGCCUCUUGCCCCAGUUUUCAAGUCAGACAGUAAAAAGAAAAUUGCAUUAUCGAUCCUGGGAGCCAGGGCCUUCUGCCAGAGGCUGGGGGGCCCUUGGAGAAGGGGCAGAAGUUUCUGGAUAUUCAUAUUUUUUAAAUGCUUUAAUUAUUUUGAAAAAUCAUGUGUCUCACACAGUUCCAAGCCCUGUAGCUAACCAGUUUGCCCUGACUGGAUAAAACGCUUGCAGUUCACUUUUGAUGUGGGGAUUUUACCAUUUGGUCUUUCCCAGGGCUCUGUGUGACUGUUUCCAUGGCAAAGAAAUGCACGGAUCAAUAAGAUGCACGUUACUCCAUCACUUGUCUGAAGGGUGGAGAAAGCGUUUCCUUUAAAGAGAAUUACUAUGAGAGUCACAUGUGCUUGCCAGGAACAAGAAGAAAAUAUUGUGGAUUUAUUACAGUGGAAUUUCUUAAGACUUAUUAAGAAUUCUACCAAGGAGUAAAACAAAAGCAAAGUCCUUUUAUCUCGGUUGUUUGCUCAUUGCAAGCACAUUUUAAAUAUGAGGUUAUUUUGUGUGUGUUUGACUCGACAUUUACACAUCCGUCUCAGGUCCUAGUACAUCUUCCCUGCCUGCAAAUUUCUUCUUUAUUUCUUGACAGUGAAUAGUUACGAAACAGAAUCACUUCUCUCUUCACCUCUAGUAUUGAUUUUCUUUAUGAAACAAGAGCCAUUUAGGAGAUCAGUCUGCAUCAAAAUUAUGUUCGAGAAGUUUUCUUUGUAAUUGCAGAUUAAAAGUUCAGGAACUAAAUAAGAACGUAGCUGAGGCUGUCUUUCAGGUGGGUCUCUGCAGUCUGAGAUGUUGUUAUGCAUGAAAGGAAUUUUCUGGAGAUGGGCAACAACUCCAUGAGCCAGUGGCCUGGGGACUUGGGACUUAAACCUGUAAUUUGUAGGCACAGUUGCCUGGCCACUUUCCCUAUCAAAGGCGGAAGGCAUUUGGCCCUCUUUCCAGUGGCCUCUGGGGGACACCUUCCUGAUGCCCCUGUCCUCCCAGGCUUGAAUAGCUGCUGUCCAUCACAUGAGUCCAUUCAGCAGUACCCCAUCUUUGGGGAGGGAUUUAGAGCCCAGAAUGGGAGCCUAGACCCCUUAUUCCUGGAGGGAUGGCAUGUCCUGUCUUGGAGGAGUCUCUGGCCCCAUGACACACAUCUCUAGCCCCAACCAUCCUGUGCCUUCGUGUGCAAUAUGCUUCAAAAGCAUGUGGUCUGGUGAGGUACCGACCACAGCAAUCCUGGGGCCGCCAGGGCAGUCAGAUAAGCACUGAGCUUUUGUAUCAAACCUGCCUCUGUUUGCUCAGUGGGAUUUAAUAUAAAAGUGAAACUGUCCACCCCUCUGUAAAUGCCAGUAAGAUCACCUGAAGGUACUGAAAGUAGCAUGUCCCUCAUCAGAAUCCUUUUCUCUUAGUAAGGAAUGCCAUACCCAUUUGUUACAGCAAUGCAGUCUUCACAUGCUGGAUGUAAAAUGUAAGUAGAUUAUGAGAGGAUGGUCCUCCGUGUGAACUUAGGUCUUAUCUGCACUCCGUAGAUGGACUCAUUACUGUUAUUCAGCAUGGUCUGUCCUGGUUGGAAAGUGACAUUCACUUUCACAGAUGAUUUUCUCUUUGAUGUCCUGCUAGCAGGUACUUUUAUUCAUUGAGAGGCCUUUAACUCCCGGGACUGGGAGAGGCCCUUAGUGAGAGGCCAGGGCUGCUGCAGGGUGGACCAGUGGGGAGCCCAGGGUUGACCUGUAGCUACCUGAAGCCCUUGGGCAGCCCGCCAUCUCACCAGGCUUUUACUAGAGGUGCCUGGUUUCUGUCUGGCUCAGCCAUGUGUCCUGUGUCCCCACAGAUGUCCCGGGAGACCAAGUCUGUUCAGGUGGCAGAGAUUGACUUCACAGCUGAGCUGAGUCAGACCUUGAUUGCAUGAGCAACGUCCUAAUCAGUUCUUCUUCCUCGGCUCCCAGGAGCAGCUCAGACUGCAGAAUGAACCCCCGGCACCUCUUCCAAGGGAACACACUCUCCUUACAAUAUAUUCCAUAUGGCACAUUCUGCCGUAGGAGAGCGAAUGUCAGAGGUGAAAAGAGGACUUCAAGAUGAAUUUCUCUUUUUCAUGUAGGUUGCAAAAAGCAAAAGUUAUGUAACAAAUUACAAGAGAAAAAUUUCCCUUGGUAGUGUAAACAUGAGGGAGUUGGAAUGAACCAGGGUGGACUUUUUGUAUUUUCUCAGAUUACCGCUUAUUAAUAAACACACCUGUGUGUGUAUAUGUAUAUACCUAUGUAAAUCACAGAUCAUCAAGGGAAAACAUUUUGCAUGUUCAAUGCUCCAUGAAGGUCUCCUUAGAACAUACCAAAGCUUGUUUUUUCCUUUUAAUUGACCCAGGCCCUUAUGACAAUAAGCAACAUGAGGGGAUUAUGACGGAUGAUUGCCAAAAACCCCCAAUGGAGCGAAAUGGCCCGCGUGAGACGCCAUUGCUGGUGCGUCCCCUGGCGAGCAUGCCCGCUGGUCGUCAGUCCCUUGGUCUCUGGCCGCCUCUGGUGUGCGCAGUCUGUCUUCCACAGUUCCAGAGCCCUCAGCGCAGGGUAGCUACGUGCCACGUGCCACGUGCCUGACCUGUCUUUCCUUUGCUCACUUUGCCGUGAGUGUGUUUGAAUCUUGUGUAAACGCAUGCAUGAGUGAGCCAUGCACAUGUAUACUUUAUGUAUUUGACAAGUGGUGGUAAAACAAAAAAACAAAUUUGGUUUGUGUUUUUGAAAUGUCAGUACGUUUUGUGCCACUAACACUGUGAUGUAUAAAAGAACUGUUUGGACGCCUUUCAAUGUUGUGUUUUGUACUUUGGAAUCACAUGGGAAAAGUUUCAUUUGUAACUUCAAUACAUAUUUUAAAUGUAUUGUGUCUUAUGUAGUUUGUCCCCCUUUCAAAGGGAUUUCUUUUUAAAGAUGUUUUGGCUGGAAUACAGGUGACUUUUUAAAAUCC